ACGGUGGCCAUAUGCCCUAAGUCCUGGACGGCCUAGAACCCUAAAUCUUCUUCUUCCUAGGAAACCCUAGCAGCGGCGGAGGCGGAGGCGGGGGCGCGAUGAGUAAGCUCCAGGCCGAUUCUCUUCGGGAGGCCAUCUCCCAGAUCUUCACGGAAUGCCGGGAGAAGAAGCGCAAAUUCCCCGAGACGAUCGAGCUCCAGAUCGGUCUCAAGAACUACGACCCGCAGAAGGACAAGCGUUUCAGCGGCUCGGUGAAGCUGCCUCACAUUGCGCGGCCCAAGAUGAGAGUGUGCAUGCUCGGUGAUGCGCAGCAUGUAGGCGAGGCCGAGAAGAUCGGUCUGGACUACAUGGAUCUGGAGGGGCUGAAGAAGAUGAACAAGAACAAGAAGCUCGUGAAGAAGCUGGCAAAGAAGUACCACGCUUUCCUGGCUUCUGAGGCGGUGAUCAAGCUCAUCCCUCGGCUGCUCGGCCCGGGCCUCAACAAGGCGGGCAAGUUCCCCACUCUGGUGUCGCACCAGGAGAGCUUGGAGAGCAAGCUGAACGAGACCAAGGCCAUGGUCAAGUUCCAGCUCAAAAAGGUUUUGUGCAUGGGAGUAGCAGUGGGCAACAUCGAGAUGGAGGAGAAGCAGGUCUUCCAGAACGUUCAGCUCAGCGUUAACUUCCUCGUCUCGCUGCUCAAGAAGAACUGGCAGAACGUGAGGGUGCUUUACUUGAAGAGUACAAUGGGCAAGCCAGUUCGUAUCUUCUGAUCGAUCACUCACUUUCUACUGUGCAAGUUUUGUAAUCCCGAAACCAAGAAAUGCGAGAAAGAUGUUUGCAAA
This is a messenger RNA of Selaginella moellendorffii, 821 nucleotides long. Its product is annotated as 60S ribosomal protein L10a. Gene Ontology annotation, cellular component: large ribosomal subunit. Gene Ontology annotation, biological process: translation. Bases 99 to 749 code for a protein of 216 amino acids. The record is from RefSeq and is a predicted model, not a curated record. NCBI's taxonomy places the organism in Eukaryota, Viridiplantae, Streptophyta, Lycopodiopsida, Selaginellales, Selaginellaceae. The transcript is spliced from 4 exons. Gene Ontology annotation, molecular function: RNA binding; structural constituent of ribosome.